GCGGGUUGGUGACUGGUACUGUGUUACAAGGUUCAACUGUCACUGUGAUCACCCUACCCAUUAGAUCUAACCUAUCUGAUCUCCUCUUCUCCUCUGCAAUUCUGUCGCCUAACAAAGAGUUCUUUAGUCUCUGGGGUGGACGUGCCUUGUCAUUAGCUGUUUAUCUCCUCCCACCUGGACCUGUCUGACCUUUCCUCUGCUCCUUUGAACCGGACUGUUCUCUUUGGCAGUAUGAGCGAGAAGCGAGGAUGUCCCUUUCAGCUGCUGAACCGUGCGCACAGAGACUACAGUGGUAGUGGUGGUGGAGGAUCCAAGACCUUCGGGCCAAAUGGUCAUGCCACCACCAGCCUUACCAACCCGGGACCGAGCCCCAUGGGUAGGAGGAGCCAAGGCAUGGGCACCAUGGACAGUGACAGGUCCCUGGCCCUGGAUGAGGCUGCCGCUGCUACUGCUGACAGUACACGCUACUCUCCUGUUUCACUGAAACUGGAGCCCACAGCGGUGAAUAAUGGGUCAGACAUUCCCUGCAGCCCACAGACGGACACAAAGGACCCACCGCUGCAGAUCGACGGCCGGCCCCCUGCCUACUGCCCUAACCCUCCUCUCCCUCCAGCCAGCCGGCUGCGCUCCACCAUACACUCCCAGAGCCCCUACGUCACCAAGACUAGCAUGCAGGGGGAUGUCUACAACUUCCUAGAGAGACCCGCUGGAUUGAGAUGCUUCCUCUACCACUUCUUGGUUUUCCUCAUGGUCCUGGUAUGCCUUAUCUUCAGUGUCCUGUCCACCAUAGAACACUAUGCUGAUUUUGCCAGCGGAACACUCUUUGUGAUGGAGAUUGUCCUGGUGCUGUUCUUUGGGACAGAGUACGUGGUGCGGCUCUGGUCUGCCGGCUGCAGGAGCAAAUAUGUGGGGAUCAAGGGACGACUCCGCUUUAUCAGGAAACCCAUUUCUAUCAUAGAUCUGAUAGUGGUUAUUGCCUCCGUCGUAGUGCUGGGUGUAGGCUCCAAUGGCCAAGUGUUUGCCACAUCUGCUAUCAGGGGAAUCCGCUUCCUCCAGAUUCUACGCAUGCUGCACGUGGAUCGUCAGGGAGGAACAUGGAGGCUUCUUGGAUCGGUAGUCUUCAUCCAUAGACAGGAGCUGAUCACCACGCUGUACAUCGGCUUCCUGGGGCUGAUUUUCUCCUCCUACUUUGUGUACCUGGCGGAGAAGGAUGCUGUGGAUGAGGAGGGAAAGACUGGCUUCUCCAGCUACGCUGAUGCCCUGUGGUGGGGCGUGGUGACGGUGACCACCAUUGGCUACGGGGACAAGAUUCCUCAGACGUGGAUAGGGAAGUGCAUUGCUUCCUGCUUCAGCAUCUUCGCCAUCUCCUUCUUCGCUCUGCCUGCAGGUAUACUGGGCUCGGGCUUUGCUCUGAAGGUGCAGCAGAAACAGAGACAGAAACAUUUCAACAGACAGAUCCCGGCUGCAGCCUCACUAAUCCAGACACUGUGGCGCUGCUAUGCAGCAGAGAAACGAGAAGGCUGUCCCGCCACCUGGAAGAUGUAUGUCCUCACCGGAGACUACAUUCCCCCCAUGAACUCUGAAAACAACAACCCAAACCUCAGAAUCAAGCGCACCAAGAGGAAACUGAAGAUGGUUCGUGACAAUGGCUCCAUGACCAUCCUUGGAGCGAGGAAGAUGUCCAUUCCUCAGAUCACCUUCGACCACAUCGAAGAUAACGACGAGAAGAAAGAGGUCCCCUUCUUUCUAGAAGAACCCCAAGGCAUCAUCCGGAUGUUCAGACAAACAGGCGUUCAGCACUCAUGGUCCUCUUUCAAUCUGAGCUGUCCUGCCUCUCCAGUUAAGAAAAACCUGGACGGGCCUUCCAUAGGCAUCUCCCGGGGCAACAGCUUGAGUGAUGACAUGGACUAUGUCAGCGAAGACACACCUUUACCCGUGGUGACAGACGCAUCACAUUUGUUGACCAGCCCGCUCAUGGCAAAGGUCCAGGACUCAGUCUCAACUCACCACUUGAAUUCAAGAAGGUUGUCUCACGCCCAAAAAUCUGCAAUCAAAGUACUCCGGAGAAUGAAGUACUUUGUGGCCAGACAGAAAUUUCAGCAAGCGAGGAAACCGUACGACGUGAGGGACGUGAUGGAGCAGUACAACCAGGGACACCUCACCAUGAUGGUCCGCAUUAAGGAGCUACAGAGGAGACUGGACCAUACGUUGGGGAAACCAGGAAUGUUUCUGGCAGAGAAAGGUGUAGAUAAAGAAUACUACACUGUGGGAGCCAGACUGGUCCGCCUGGAGGACAAGAUGGACCAGAUGAGCCAUAAGAUGGAGGCGGUGCUGAAGAUCUUGGUGGACCAGUACAAACCCAAGGCAGAGCUGCUCCAGAGGGCCCCAGCCCCUCCACUCCCAGCCCCCUACAGCUCUCGCAUCAGCAUCAUGAGGCGUCAGAACAUGGGCGUCAGCUUGGACGAGGGACGGUGAUGUCACAGUGGGCAGACAGGCGCCAGGAAUGGAACCACCAGGGACUAGUAUGACCAACCAUGAGAUAUCAGUUGCAAUGAGAAGAUCAAUCAUUUUUAAAUUCAUUGUCAGCUGCUUGACCAGGAGGACACAGACUCCAAUAAAGAAAAGGGAGCACUCUUCUUACCUUAUUAAAAAGAUGGUGUCAUUUGGCUACUUUUUCUCUCUGUUUUAUAACCCCCAAAACCUUUACAUCACUGUCUUUGACCGCUGACCUUAGAGAGAGAACGUGAACAACUCAGCUCCUGCUUCUGUUCUCCUCUACUGAAGAGGCGUGCUUGUCUGAAAGUGAGGGCUAUAGAGAACUAUGAGAGGGGACAUGGCAGCAGUUUACUGACAGCUAGAGACGUACGGUGAUGCCGUCCAUCCUCCCUCCCCCCAUCAUGGUGAAUGGGCAUACGGGGUCCUCCUCUUCUUCAGAAGCUUCUUUCUCCCUCUUUAAUAUCAGCACUAUGAAAACAUACUACACUCUUUUUUUUGUUGUUGAAUUUUACCCCCUUUUCUCCCCAAUUUCGUGGUACCCAGGUGUUAGUAGUUACUAUCUUGUCUCAUCGCUACAACUCCCGUACGGGCUCGGGAGAGACGAAGGUCAAAAGCCAUGCGUCCUCCAAAACACAACCCGGCCCGCCACAGGAGUCGCUAGUGCGCGAUGAGACAAGGAUAUCCCUACCGGCCAAACCCUGCCUAACCCGGACGACGCUGGGCCAAUUGAGCGUCGCCCCAUGGACCUCCCGGUCGUGGCCGGCUGCGACAGAGCCUGGGCUCAAACCCAGAGUCUCUGGUGGCACAGCUGGUACUACAAUGCAGUGCCCUAGACCACUGCGCCACCCGGGAGGCCCUAAAACAUACUAGAGUCUUAGAAAAAAGGUGCUAUCUAGAAGCUUAAAGGGUUCUUCGACUGUGCCCAUAGGAGAACUCUUUGAAUAACCCUUUUUGGUUCUAAGUAGAACCCUUUUAGUUCCAGGUAGAACCAAAAAGGGUUCUCCUAUGGGGACAGCCGAAGAAUGCUUUUGGAACCUUUUUUUCUAAGCGUGUACUGAAACUUCCACAGCAUACAUUGUAGCGAAAGCAUACAUCAAUUCCUUUUUGUUUUAUAAGAUUAGCCUGACACUUUCACUCCUCAGCACAUUAUCACGUAAGAUAUGAGAAUGUAUUCAACUGUGUGCAUUCAGUGAGGCACAUCCAAGCACUAAAAUAUUAUUUCCAAGCAAACCAUCACACUAAUGAUAUUAUUUGGCGAUUGUGCAGUCAAAGUGCUAAAGCACUUGCUAAAGGGUACAGCACAGAGAAUGAGGAGACCAGCAAAGAUCAAAUCCUGAUCUUGGCACCAUUUAAACCAAAAUACAGCACCACUAUUUCUAUAUAGCCACCAAUUCAUCUCACCUUACUGUAUUUAGUUGCCGGCGUAUGUUUGUUAGUAAUAAUCGAGUGACAUAGAGAAGGACCAGGAGACUAUCUGUUGACUUUGCCCAGGGUCUGCCUCUGUUAGUGGCUGGGCCUAGGCUGCUAGAGCAGAGAAUAGUGGUGAAACAGCUCUGCAGGAACUAAUCUGCCGCUGAUUUACGGCUAUGGUUAAGCUAAUAAAAAUAGCAGAACAGUCGUGACAAGGCAGAACUCAGUAUUACAGAAAUACAGUGAGGGAAAGAACAGUAUGGAGAGUUAUGGUAAGAAGUUCAAGUUGACUCAACACCCCGUGCCAAGAUUUUCACUAGGAUAUUCCAAUGAACCACUUCACCCCACCACCCAUCCUUCUCAAUGCUAAAACACUUUCAUUUUCCCUCUUUGGACUUAAACUGCAGUGUGCAAUUUGUAAUUAAUUUGCCCCAUUAGAGCACAAAUUAUUUAUCUGUCUAUUGCUAAUUAAGUGCUGAAUUCCUGGUAAGGGGAGUUAACAAUGUAUGUGAGUUGACUAAUGAAAAGGACACUGGAAAAUGUGUACAAUUUAAACAGUAGGCUUUGAAUGGCUCACUCCAUAAUUCAGUGUGAAGGGUCUGAAAUAUCAGGUUACCUCUAAGAGAGAGAGAGAGAGAGAGGGACGUACCAAGCUUCAGCUUCAGCUUUGACUUUAAAACCCUUUAAAGCGUUGAAUAUAAUUAAUGUCUCUUUUUUUGUUCUCACUCCAUGUAUUUGUCGUACGGCCAGGACCCAGCUGGGUUUAGCCAGUUGAAAAUAGAGAACAAUAACUAAGCUAUGUGUGCAAUCCCUUCCAUAAUUAUAGUGUGCACAUUCCUCGAAAGAUGGCAACACAAAGGAGGGGUGAAACGAGAGAGAGAGGGGAGGAAGAGAAAAACACUGAACAAAAAUUUAAAAACGCAACAUGCAACGAUUUUACUGAGUCGCAGUUCAUAUAAGAAAAUCUGUCAAUUUAAAGAAAUAAAUCAGGCCCCAAUUUAUAGAUUUCACAUGACAGGGCAGGGGCACAGUCAUGGGUGGGCCUGAUAGGGAAUAGGCCCAGCCACUUGGGAGCUAGACCUACCCUCUGAGGUGCCAGGCCCAGCCAAUCAGAAUGAGUUUUCCCCACAAAAGGUCUGUAAUUACAGACAGAAAUACUUAUCAGUUCCAUCAGCUGUCCGGGUGGCUGGUCUCAGACGGUCCCAACUGGAUGUGGAGGUCCUGGGCUGACAUGGUUACACGUGGUCUGCGGCUGUGAGGCCGGUUGGACAUACAGCCAAAUAAAUAAAAAAACGACAUUGGAUCCGGCUUAUGGUAGAUAAAUGAACAUUAAAUUCUCUGGCAACAGUUCUGGUGGGCACUCCUGCAGUCAGCAUGCCAAUUGCACACUCCCCCAAAACUUGUGUUGUGUGACAAAACUGCACAUUAAGAGUGGCCUUUUAUUGUCCCCAGCACAAGGUGCACCUGUGUAAUCAUGCUGUUUAAUCAGCUUCUUGAUAUGCCACACCUGUCCGGGUGGCUGGUCUCAGACAAUCCCGCAGGUGAAGGAGCAGAUUAUUUUGGCAAAGGAGAUAUGCUCUCUAACACAGAUGUAAACAAAUUUGUGCACAACAUUUUAGAGAAAUAAGCUUUUUGUGCGUAUAGAACAUUUGUGGGAUCUUUUAUUUCAGCUCAUGAAACAUGAGACCAACACUGUUGCGUUUAUAUUUUUGUUCAGUAUGUUUUAUUAUUUUGCUGUGGUUGAAGAUUUGGAAUAUGUAUUUUAUAUAACAGGCUGCUUUUUAAAGCCAGGUUCUUUGAGAUAAGUGCUUCACAUACUGGCUGUCUGACCAUUCUCCUGUACAGUUUUAUAAGAGUUGUAAAUAGCAACAUUGACUUAUCAUGUGGAACGAACAAUCAACCUGGGAAUACUCCUGGUCUGCAGAGUGAUGAUGAGAAAUAAAGAGAAGUGUUGUAAAAUGGAUUGGAAUGACUGUAAAUUAUAUUCACAACCCUGUAAAUCUGGUGUAAAUAAAAAUCCAUUUAAUUUUC
Molecule: messenger RNA, 5937 nt
Organism: Oncorhynchus kisutch (coho salmon)
Lineage: Eukaryota; Metazoa; Chordata; Actinopteri; Salmoniformes; Salmonidae
Product: potassium voltage-gated channel subfamily KQT member 1
Exons: 19
Coding region: 232-2475 (747 amino acids)
Biological process (GO): potassium ion transmembrane transport
Cellular component (GO): voltage-gated potassium channel complex; membrane
Molecular function (GO): voltage-gated potassium channel activity
Source: RefSeq, a predicted model, not a curated record